AUGCGCGGUCUCAUACUCACUGGCGAGGACAUCGAGAAGUUCCACGACUUCUACCACACAUUAGGCGUGCCCACGUACCUGGAGAUGCUAUUUGAGGUGGCCAGCAUCUCGGAGGAGAAGCUGCAGGAGCCCGGCACUAUCCGCUGUGACCCCAACACUGACUAUAAGUUGUUGUUUGUGAAACAGAAGGACCUCCCGCUCAGGGGAUACGUGCCUGAGGAUAUUGCGUGGGAUGAGGUCCAGAAGGUUGCAAAGGAGCAAGGCGAGGAGCAGAAGGAGAAAGAGCAGGGCGAGGUGGUGGAGAAGGGCAACGGCAAGGAGAGGAAGUGUGUCAAUGACCGCCUGGACAGGUACAUGGUCUUGUUUAUGCGCCUCCUGCCCAUGCUGCUCCACCUGGUGCAACUCUCGCACCGCCCUGGCAGCAAGAUCAAGCACUUCAGCACAAGGGACUGGCAUGCAAUCCUGUUCCUUGAGUGGGAGGAGAAGGGGCUCUGGGUGCAUGGCCCAUGCAUGGUAGGCAAGGAAGAGGGGAAGGGGAAGGAGAACCAGCCGCAGCUGUUGCCCAUUGAGGAGACAAUCUUUGGCAUUGAGGAAGCUGAGCACCUAUUGGCUCAUGUGGAAGAUCACCCGUCGUUUGGAAAGCUCCUGUACGGACACGAGGCGAUACUAGAGCUCAUAAAGGGUGACAACAAGCUCUACAACCUCAUGCACUCCCUUAGCCAGCUCCUCCUGCUCCAGACGCUUCCCGAGCUUGUGAGGAACAGCAAGAUCGAGGAGUCCACAAUUCCGGUAGCGAUCAAUGAGAAGGGCAUGAAGCACCACAUGCUCGACGUCAAGGACCCAAGCUUCAAGACAUGCAAGGUCCCCAAGCUUGUCUACCACAGGCUCCCUAUUGCCAGGCAUAUCAAGAACAUCAUGAUAGGCGGCAAUCUGAUUGGCCCAAAGGGUUGGCCCACACCCUGGUCAUCCGAGGACCUGAAUAAUGAGCCGAAGCAGUGCCGCAUCUGGUUAAAGGAAAUGUGUGAGUUCUUUGUGGAUGCCAUGUUCGUGAGCAAACUAGACCAAAUGAUAGAGGGCACGGAUGGGUGGUUCACGAAGUACCAGCUCUGUGAACUCGCUCUGGGCAACCUGAGGGAGGCCGAGAUGGAGAAGCUCGAGAACUACCUCUUCCUACGCUACAUGCUCACGUCGAUCAAGCGCGGGCAGGCUCCCGUCGAGUUCCAACAAUCACCGAAUGGCAACGGUCAUCACUGCUGA
Messenger RNA from Peniophora sp. CBMAI 1063, 1257 nucleotides. The record is from the annotation of a GenBank genome assembly. NCBI's taxonomy places the organism in Eukaryota, Fungi, Basidiomycota, Agaricomycetes, Russulales, Peniophoraceae.